Messenger RNA from Closterium sp. NIES-67, 1513 nucleotides. The record is from the annotation of a GenBank genome assembly. Lineage: Eukaryota; Viridiplantae; Streptophyta; Zygnematophyceae; Desmidiales; Closteriaceae.
ACUCGCGUUGCUGGCUCCUAUUGUGAGGACAAAUAUAGCUCCUCUGUGCACAAGGUCCAGUUAGCAGGCUAGGGUUUCAUGUAAGCGAGUUAAUGUAGUCUUUCGUUCGUCACACCGCGGGCUCGGCUGCAGUAUUAGGUGCGACUGAGGGACAACGCUGACCAUCUUUCAGAGCUUUAGACGGGUGUGAUCGUCACCCCUUUUUUCGAGCUUUGCUACGUUGACUGCUCCACAGCUCGUAUCGAGUCUACCAGUGGUACUGUCGAAAGUUUCCGGUAUCCUCGGUUUUAAUCAUCGAUCAUGGAAGACCCGAACCAGCAUUUCCCGCCAGGCGCGCUCCCCGAAACCGAGGCUGUAGCAGUGGAGGCGGCGCGGGACGGCAUGGAAGACGCGGAGAACCUUCUGGACGACAUGCUCGAGGCGGCGCGCCACGAGACGGAGCUCGCGCUGGCGCCGCAGAUCGACCAGAUGGGGGAAGAAAAUUAUGAAGCUACUAACCAGACGGAUGGUUCCCUGGCGCUUCGGACGGAUGCUGAUGCAGGCAUGGGGAUUGAAGCGCCUGACGGGAAUCAGGCGUAUGUGACUGCCGAGAGUGUGACUGCAGCCGUUGUGACUAAAGAAGCAGGGAUGGAAGAAACGGUGGCUUAUGAAAGUGUGACUCAAGAAGUGGUGACUGAAGGAGAGGUGGCUGAAGCGCCUGUGGCUCAAGGCGAGGGGUUUGAUCUGAACAUGGACGCCGGUGGGUCUGGGGGCGGUUCAGCUGCGGUCAUGAUAACCGAGGCGACGGCAGUUGAAGCCGAACCAGCGGCCGAACCUGGGACCGGACCAGGAACCGAGGCUGGUUCUGGCUUGGGUGUUGCCGAGCCUGAGAGUGCGCAGGUCGGGAUGGAGGAGCAGGCUCGGGAGGCCGUUCCUGAGUACCAAGAGAUGGGUGGAGAUGGGGGGACUCAUAUAGUGCAGCAGGAAAUAGCUGGUGUUGCGGCUUAUGGGGAAGGAGGCUUGGCAGAGGGGGAGCAGCCGAGAGCUGACGUGGACAUGGCUGAAGCAGCGGAGGUGACUCAACAGGAGAGUGCUUAUAUCGAGGAACCUGUGCACCACGAAGCUGCUUAUAUCGACUCGUCAGUGCAGUACGAGCGCGUGCAGCGCGCAGAGCAAGCAGGGGCGCAGAGCAUGCUCAGAUGGCGCCUGCCUCAAAUGAGCCUGCUGCAGCGGGUCAGGAGCCGGCUUUACCCGAGCAGGAGGCAGGUGAGCCGUGGCAGGAAGGGGCUGUAGCGGGGCAUGAGGCUGCUGUAGCAGAGCAGGAGGCGGCUGUGGGCGGCGCCGGCGGAGUCGAGACAGUGGCAGCAGACGGUGCACUCGAGGGGCAGGCUGUCACGGCGAUUGAAGUGGGCGAAGGCGAGGUGGUUACCACUACUGCAGUUGGCGAAGGGGAGAUGGCUACAGGAGCGAGUGAGCGGGGUAUGAGUGCAGAGGGAAUGGGUGAGGGUGAGGGGGGCAUGGCGACAGCAUCAGA